AUGAGGACAGUCAAACUCUCUACGGCAGCUAUUGUCGAAGACUAUGAAAAGACACGCGGCUUGUCCCAAUCAGAUCUUAAUCUCCUUAAGGAGGCUUUUCAGCCUUGUUUUUAUCCUCCAAUGUAUACAUGGGCAUUAAUGGCAAAAGAUUCAAAAAGAAGGAAGCUUUUUGCCAUGCUCCAGUGUGCUCAUGGAAAAGAUAAAGUCGGAAUGAAGACAAGAAAAUGCACAGAAAUAUUAAAUGAUCCAGAAUUUGUUUUGAGAACAGGUCAAUAUACAAUCGACUUAAACAGAUCUUUCAAUCAGAACGUUAUCCUUCAGAAAGAUCCUCGCCAUUACUACUCAGCUAUCAGAGAGUUCGGCGUUUUCGAAUACGGAGGUGAAAGACCAAGUACAACAACAGUAAGAACAAGAUCGAUUAACAUGGCACCUUCUGUUGGCCAUUGCUAUGCUAAGAAGCUUUUCAAUCCAGAAUUUUAUCAGAAAUUUUAUCCGUUUGUUGAUACAAAUGCUACGUACUUAAAGAUACUCACUGAUUACUGCGAGGAGAAAGCUAAGGGCUAUCCAAUCAACCCACUUUCCGGAACAAAUCUUGAUCCAUACCAAGAAUCAAAAAUUGUUAAAGGAACACUUAAGGAAGACCACAUCUAUGAGAAACCACCAGGCCAUCGUACUCGUAAUCUUGGCGAUUCUACAACAGGCUCUCGUCCGUUAACAACCGGUGGAUCAACAGUUGUAUCAAGAUCCAUGAAUGCAAAUCCAAUACUUCCUAGAAGUAACUACAUGGAGAACUUUACAGAGGAACCAUUCAAGAAUUUGAUCAUGACGAAGUCAAUCAAACCAUUGAAGACUCCAUCUCCAUUCUCCAGAUUCCCAGAUACAAAGGAGGUUUCAAUGUCCAUCUCAAGAGAACAAUACAUGGAACAAGCUACAAUGAAUAAGCAAUGCGGUAUCAAGAACCGUGAGAUCUAUCAAUCAAAGACAUGCCUUUAA
This is a messenger RNA of Trichomonas vaginalis G3, 993 nucleotides long. RefSeq lists its product as uncharacterized. The transcript has a single exon. Bases 1 to 993 code for a protein of 330 amino acids. The record is from RefSeq and is a predicted model, not a curated record. NCBI's taxonomy places the organism in Eukaryota, Parabasalia, Trichomonadida, Trichomonadidae.